AUGCCUGAAUUCAUCCCCAAAACACCAGCUCCUGCCAAUAAUAUCAGGUUUUUCAACUGGCCAGGAGCUGGAGAGGAGAUUUCAGAAAUCCUCAAAGUGACCCAUGCCGCCGUCAUCCCCCCCGGCGUGUCUACGAUUCACGUCGGUGGUCAGGUGGGCCUCACUGUACCUGCAGAAUUGGAGGAGGAGGUCAAGGAAGCUUUCGAGCACAUCGAGCUGUCUCUACGGGCCGCCGGCCUUCCCGGCACCAAACAGGAAGUUUGGGCGUAUGUAUACAAGGUCGGUGAAAUCAUCUUACCAUCUGGCAGCAUUCUCUGCGCCGGCCUGAAGAAAAGCCUCCUCGUAGUGGGCACGCAAGCAGAUAUUAUGCCCAAGGUCAAUUCCGACAUCGAAAGACACGUCAAGGGGACCGCCACACUCAGAAAUCCCAGGCUGAAUACCCCUAGCAACACAGCCUUCUGUACCCCGGGUAGAUUCAGCUUGGUCAGCAUCGGGAUGGGCAAUGCGAAGACCAUCAAGUCCGUCAAAAUGUUGCCAAUGGCUCCGCCCAACCAGGUGGAGAGUUCAGGUAGACACUUCACUCCUGGUAAGGUUUUGUCCCAGAAGCCGGCGAGAGGUCGGCAGAGGAAAAAGCACUGUAGGAUCAUCGCCACGCACCAGGCGCCGACGCCGACGACGAUGGACGUGUAG
Diaporthe citri is the source of this 690-nucleotide messenger RNA. RefSeq lists its product as uncharacterized. Bases 1 to 690 code for a protein of 229 amino acids. The transcript is spliced from 3 exons. The record is from RefSeq and is a predicted model, not a curated record. NCBI's taxonomy places the organism in Eukaryota, Fungi, Ascomycota, Sordariomycetes, Diaporthales, Diaporthaceae.